Eurytemora carolleeae is the source of this 1285-nucleotide messenger RNA. RefSeq lists its product as uncharacterized. NCBI's taxonomy places the organism in Eukaryota, Metazoa, Arthropoda, Copepoda, Calanoida, Temoridae. The coding region runs from base 17 to 895 and encodes 292 amino acids. The record is from RefSeq and is a predicted model, not a curated record. The transcript is spliced from 9 exons.
UGUGAGCUGACGCGAGAUGAUUUUUUAUCUUUUCUUUCUGUAUUUUCCAACAUUGGUGUACUCGGCUUGCCACUAUAUUGACGCAUUUUGGAUGGUGAGAUAUGUUGGAUUAAAAAAGUAUGAUCCUGAAAAUUCUCCAGAGCCCCCAGCUGUAUUCCAGACUGGCAUGAAGAGUGUAAACAUAAGUUGGGCACAUAUUAUUGAGGAUUCCCACUGUGUCGACAGGUAUGUUGUACAUGUUUGGGAUGUAAAGAAGAAUCAUAUACGGUACAUAUUCAACUCUUCUAUCUUUACUGCAGUACUUGAAGUCCCACGCUGUACAAGCCUAAAGAUCCAGGUAGAACUUCAAGAAGACGACAAACCUGGAAAACCCCCAGAUUCUAGGAUGACCUUUCCAGCUCCUGUAGCGUUGGUUACAAAGUGGAUUGAAGAACCAAAAUAUACAAUUAACAGAUCUUUGGUUGAAGUAGAUAAAAGUUUCUCACAUUGGAGUCAAAUAUUUGAUCCAUCUACAAUAAGGGGAAUUGAAGUUGAUUGGUCUGCAAGCUUAAUAAACUCUGUCUGUAUCUCUACAGGAGAAAUAGUAGUUUCUAGGCUUGUAGUUGGAGCGAUCAGUGACACUGUUAAAAAAAUAAAGGUUCCUGUUGUCUAUUCUGACGAGAGAAGUACACUAUCUCUACCCUGUCAGGAUUCUAUACUGUACAAUAUAAAUGUAAAUUUCUAUCAGAAUGUAAAAGUUAAUGGCAGGCUUGAGAGGUAUGUAGCGAAGAGUAAAGAACACAGUAUUCUUCUCCAGUGCCCUUGGACUGAGGGUUAUUCAUCAGCUAAUGCAGUAGAAUAUUCUAGAAUCAUGCUGGUAGCCUUCUUAACUUUAUUCAUCAUUAGAAUAUGCUAGAAUCAUUCUUGCAAGUUGCAAGCCCUCUUAGUUGUAUUUAUCAGCUGAUUUAGUAGAAUAUUCUAGAAUCAUUCUGACAACCCUCUUCACUUAUUCAUCAGCUGAUUCAGUAGAAUAUUCUAGAAUCAUGCUGGUAACCAUCUUAACUUUAUUUAUCAGCUGAUUCCAUAGAAUAUUCUAGAGCCAUGUUGGUAGCCAUUUUAACUUUACUCAUCAGCUGAUUCAGUAGACCAGUAAAAACCAAGAUGCUUAUCCCAUUGAAUAUUCUAGAAUCAUACCUUAACUUUAUUGUUGAUUUCUUAGGAUAUUCUACAAUAAUUCUGAAAACAUUUUUCCUUUAUCACAUUCUCUUCAUUCAUAUUUUGCAUAAUAAAUUGAAAUUAUCUCUGA